Messenger RNA from Naegleria fowleri, 474 nucleotides. RefSeq lists its product as uncharacterized. The transcript has a single exon. The record is from RefSeq and is a predicted model, not a curated record. The coding region runs from base 1 to 474 and encodes 157 amino acids. NCBI's taxonomy places the organism in Eukaryota, Heterolobosea, Eutetramitea, Acrasida, Naegleriidae.
AUGUUGCUAAAAGUGGACUUGCAGUGCUUGAUCGAUGCACUUGUCAAAGAAUCUUCUAAUGAAAACCUUCUUGAACGCGUGAAAAUCAUGUGGUCCACUACAGACACAAGAGGUAUCCAUCUUUCAUUAAUUCGUCAAGAGGUUUACAUGAUGAGAAAAGAACAUGAUGGCUCCUUUCGUUUACAUAACACCCUUCGUACCUAUCUUCCAGAAACUUCUCAUCGAUUACGCCGUCCUAUCUAUAUGUAUGUGGAACGAAGUACUGGAAGAAUUAUUAUGGUGGGUCGACUUAUGUGUCAAGUGUUCUCGAAGGAUGGAAAGGCAAUAAUACGUGACAAGGAUGAUGAGAACGAUUCUGUCCAACCAUUUCGAUUCUUGAGAUGUUAUGCUACUGGUGAUUUUUGUGUGAAUGAAUUGACUGGAGAAUUAUAUAUAUUUGGAUCUGGUGAUGAUUGUUUUGGAAUUUUCAAGUAA